This is a messenger RNA of Dermacentor albipictus, 2263 nucleotides long. RefSeq lists its product as uncharacterized. The record is from RefSeq and is a predicted model, not a curated record. NCBI's taxonomy places the organism in Eukaryota, Metazoa, Arthropoda, Arachnida, Ixodida, Ixodidae.
GCCACGCCGUAAUUUAUACGACCGCGGUUUGCUGAAUGUGGAGGCGAUGGACAGCGACGAGUUUCACCACUUGUUUCGCUUUCGAAAGAUCGACUUGGCACACCUUGCGUCGGCUCUGCUGAUUCCCGAAGAGGUCGUCAGCGCCCAGCGCGUCCGGGUUCCAGGCAACGAGGCGCUCUGUAUGACACUUCGACGCCUGGCCUACCCCAACCGUUUGUGCGAGCUGGAGCUCUUGUUCAACAGGCACAGCUCUGUGCUGUCAAGCGUCGUGUCUUCAGUGCUAGCCCAUAUAGAGCACUACUUCGACCACCUGCUGGCUGACAUGACUGCGCACAAGUGGCUAAACUUGCUCGCCGUCGAGAAAUUAUCCGAGGCUGUCCAUGCAAAGGGUGCCCCACUUGAUAAUUGCUGGGCCUUCAUCGAUGGGACGGCACGUCAGAUUUGUCGCCCAACGGUGGACCAACAAGAACAUUAUUCAGGGCACAAGAGGCACCACGUGCAAAAAUAUCAAUCGGUGAUGUGCCCAAAUGGCAUAGUUUGCCAACUGGAUGGGCCUUUCAAGGGGCGACGUCAUGAUGCGGGCAUUCUCAAGGAAACCAAGCUCUACGAGAACCUUGAGAAAAUCACAAUGGGCAGGAAGUUCGUCAUUUAUGGCGACCCAGCCUACCCUUUGCUCCCACUCCUAUACAAGCCAUUUGGAGGCACUACCCUGCAGCCUCAUCAGGCAUUCUUUAACAAGGGCAUGAGCAGGGUGCGACAAGCUGUGGAAUGGGGCUUCGCUAAGGUAGCCACAGAGUUUGCUUUUGUGGACUUCCACAAAAAUCAAAAAAUGUCAUAUCAGAGAGUGGGGCGCAUGUACCGUGUGGCAACCCUUCUUGCCAACUGCCAUACGUGUCUUUAUGGCAGUCAAGUGUCCGACUUUUUUGAUGUUUGCCCCCCGUCACUUGACGAGUAUCUGGUGCCACAUUCCAUAUGAGAUUUCACAGCUAGAAUCCCCUUUAGAAUACUUGAGCAAAUGUCCUUAGCAUUUACUUGUGCAACAGAGCAUCACUGAGAAUGUGAAGGAUGGCAUGUUAAAGGGACACUAAAGGCAAAUAGUAAGUCAUUGUGGACUGUUCAAAUACCAUUUCAGAAACCUUGCAACACUUGCUUUGAGCCAAGAAAAGACUUAGUUUACGAGAAAUUUGCAUCUUAAGGGCCCAGCUACCUUUUUCGAAAUUAAUAUCUCCCACCACCCAACUAGGAGAGUGGUGACGUUACAUACGCCUUCACCACCCUUUGCUGCUAUCGGUGAGUAAAACGGCACCUGGCAGACGGCAGUAGCCAAGGCAGAGCAGUGGAUUUGCCAUUGCAGCUGCUUUUCAGUCAAGUGGUGUAGACCAUUCGGGAAUCCCGCAAGAUCACGUGGAAGGUGAAUUCUCUGCUACUUGCAUUUUGUGUGAGUUUCGCAAGCCAGCAAAACCAGCGCAGCACUUUGCGAUAACGAAACUACAGAAACGAGAAAGUGUGGGCAGGGCAGAGUCGAGCGAAAACAUAAGCUUUCGACCGCCUCUGUCAUUAUCAAGGGCAAUUUCAAUUUGUUCUUUUUUCUAAAAAUGAAAUAGAACUGUACAAGUAGCACUAAUCUAUCACUUUAUCUUGACUUAAUACUUGCCUUUAGUGUCCAUUUAAGGGCACGCAGACAGCAGAUGUUUAGCUAUGUUGCAUCAUAUAACCUUCGAAGAACAGCUAUGUCGUUGGCUGAUUUUACGUUUGAAAGAUGUUGCAGUGCCGUCUAAUGGUGCUGAAUAAUUCUUGUUCGAUCGCCGAACCUUUCCUUCAACAGUACAAUGGCAUCUGCGUAGCAUGAUUCGGACGUGGGCAAACCAGAGAUAGCUGCUGCUGCAUCAAAUCAUUGAGGCAGAUGGUCUGUUCACAUUUUUCCCAGAAGCCUGUCCACCUAUUGAGGUCCCCCUUGAGCGUUGUGAGAAGAGGUUUAUUAGCGGCUUAUUAUGCAAAGGGCACAGCGACCUGGAUUGGUGAGGCAGCCUGAAGCACCAUCCAAAAAGGCACCGCAACCAGCAACGUGAGCAGGGUCAAGCUGUGCGUUUUAGCAGGGGAAUAGCGAACCAGCUUGGUCCUGUUCCUGCGUACAGCGCCAGUGUCGGUGUUAACCCAGUAGGACCGAGGUUCAUCAACUGGGGCUUGUACUGUCACUUUGCACUUGAAGUCUUUCAACCAGACAUGUCCGUAGAAUAGAUCCGGCAGGUAACAGACUCCGUGA